Molecule: messenger RNA, 1527 nt
Organism: Gastrolobium bilobum
Lineage: Eukaryota; Viridiplantae; Streptophyta; Magnoliopsida; Fabales; Fabaceae
Product: alkane hydroxylase MAH1-like
Exons: 1
Coding region: 1-1527 (508 amino acids)
Molecular function (GO): heme binding; iron ion binding; monooxygenase activity
Source: RefSeq, a predicted model, not a curated record
AUGUUCUUGUUUCGUUUCGCAGCAACAUUUAUAGCACUCCUCAUCUUCCUCUAUCGUUUCCAUCAGAAACGAUGCUGUAGAAACCCCACCUUCUUAAUAAACUGGCCUUUCCUUGGUAAUUUACCACAAGUCCUAUGUAACUUGUGGCGGAUACAUGAUUUUGUAACCGAUGCUUUGAAACCACAAGGUGGCACUGGUGUGUUUAUUGGACCUUGGUUUACCAACAUGAACUUUUUGAUCACUAGUGACCCCAUGAACAUUCACCACAUCAUGAGCAAGAGUUUUGACAACUACGUUAAGGGACCCGAGUUUCGUGAGAUUUUUCAAGCUUUCGGAGAUGGGAUAUUCACUGCUGAUUCAGAUACAUGGAAAUACAACAGGUCUCUCUUCCAUUCCUUGUUCAAACAAAGAAGCUUUGAGGUUUUUCUUGUGAAAACCAUUCAGAAGAAGGUUGAGAUAAGGUUGCUUCAAAUAUUGGAUCAUGUUCAAAGACAAGGGAUUGUGGUGGAUCUCCAAGAUGUGUUCAACCGUUUCACAUUUGAUAACAUAUGCUCCAUAGUUCUUGGACAUGAUCCUAAUUGUCUUUCCAUUGAUUUCCCAGAAGUUGCAUGUGAGAAGGCUUUUAAUGAAGCAGAAGAGUGUAUAUUCUACAGACACAUAGUUCCAAGCAGUGUUUGGAAGUUGCAAAAAUGGCUUCAAAUUGGUCAAGAGAAGAAGAUGACAGAAGCAUGUAAAACAUUUGAUGAAUUCCUUUAUGCAUGUAUAGCAUCUAAGCGUGAAGAGCUAAGCAAGUACACCGAAAGUGAAAUGGCUGAAGCUCACGUUGAUGACUUGCUAGCAGCUAUGAUCAUGAGAGAGGAAAAGGGACAAGUACGUGAUGACAAGUUUCUAAGAGAUGCAUCAUUCAAUCUUUUUGUAGCAGGAAGAGAUACCAUAACUUCAGCACUCACUUGGUUCUUCUGGCUUGUUGCUACACAUCCAUUAGUGGAAGCCAAGAUUCUUGAAGAGAUCAAAGAAAAGUUAGGGGACGAAGGAGAGAAGAAUAAGCAAGGGGUUUUAGGUGUGGAGGAGGUGAAAAAACUAGUUUAUCUCCAUGGUGCUAUAUGUGAAGCUUUGAGGCUUUUUCCUCCAAUACCUAUUGAGCGCAAGCAAGCAUUAAAAGGUGACAUACUUCCAAGUGGUCACAUUGUUAAUCCCAAUUCAAUGAUAUUAUGUUCUUUGUAUGCAAUGGGGAGAUUUGAAGAAAUAUGGGGAAAAGAUUGCUUGGAGUUCAAGCCAGAGAGAUGGGUCUCUGAGAGAGGAAGCAUUGUUUAUGCACCAUCUUACAAAUUCAUCAGUUUUAAUGCAGGACCAAGGACUUGUUUGGGCAAAGACUUGUCCUUUAUUCAAAUGAAGAUUGUGGCAACUGCUAUUUUGUACAACUAUCGUGUUCAUGUGGUGGAAGGUAAUUUUGUUACACCGAGUCACUCAAUUGUACUUCUUAUGAAGUAUGGUCUGAAGGUUAGGCUAACAAAAAGAAGAAUUUGA